GAGUUACAGACUUUCAGGCAGUCUGGAGACGGCCGUGAACAUGAAUACGAUUGAGGCCGACUCGUAUUAUGACGGUUUUCGAACCUUCGAGUGGCUCGCAGAUUUCAUCAAUCUUCCAAUUGACCAGGUGAAUUUCUUGAUAACCCAGUUUACGGCACUGGGAUUGGCCGGAUUGUUGAGGUCUUCUUUGAAUCCUGGUGUAACAUCACCAGCCACACGACAUGCCUUUGGCCUCAUUUUUGGUCUUGUCUUUGGAUACUUCAGUUUCGGCAAGCAGGCGUUCCAUUUGGCAGGUCUUCCGGCACUAUGUUAUAUAGCGAUGAGAACGUUGGAUCCAAAAAUAAUGCAAAGAUUUGUUCUUGCGAUAGCGUUGAUCUAUCUCUCCUGCAUUCAUUUGCAUCGCCAGGUUUACGACUGUGGGACAUACUCACUCGACAUCACAGGCCCUCUUAUGGUGAUUACUCAAAAAGUUACAAGUCUUGCUUAUAGUGUUCACGAUGGCUUGACUCGCAGGGAAGAGGAACUCACACCCACACAACGUCAUCAAGCCGUAAACAAAAUGCCAACGAUUUUCGAAUACUUCAGCUACGUCUUCCAUUUCCAGGCUUUGAUGGCCGGCCCAAUAAUUUUUUAUCGUGAUUACAUCGACUUUAUUCAUGGUCACCGAAUCCUCGAAGCACAGUCGCUGACAGGACACUAUGAGAACAAAUCAAACGAAAUUGUGAUAGAGCCUUCACCAGGAUUGGUAGUUGUGAAAAAAGUACUUUCGAGUAUAGUCUGUGCUGUAAUAUACAUCACUCUUAUUCCUUCGUAUCCUAUUGAAAAAGUGAAAGAUGACGAGUUUCUGAAGAACACAUCGAUAUUUUACAAAUUCUGGUACCUGACGAUUUCCACAAUGCUGGUUCGUUUUAAGUAUUAUCACGCCUGGAUAUUUGCAGAUGCAAUUUGUAACAAUUCAGGACUUGGUUUCAAUAGUUUCGAUGAGAAUAAUAAACCUCGUUGGGAUCAUGUGUCUAACGUAGACGCCUUCAAAUUUGAGACUGCUCUUAGCCUUAGAGAUAGUAUUGCAGCUUGGAACAAGGGAACAAAUCGAUGGUUAAGAUCAUUAGUUUAUGAAAGAGUUCCUCGAAACAAAACCAUUUACACUUACGCCUUGUCUGCCAUUUGGCAUGGAUUUUAUCCGGGUUACUACCUCACUUUUGCGAACGGAUCAUUUUUCACAUUUGCAGCUCGAACCGUUCGCCGGCACCUUCGACCAUUUUUCUUGGUUACAAAGAAGUAUAAGUUAUUUUACGAUGCAAUCACUCUGUUAACGACGAAAAUUAUUUUAACUUACACAACCUUCACUUUUGUUCUACUUGAGUUUAAACCAAGCAUCACCAUGUACCUGCACUUCUACUUUUUACCAAAUAUUUUGGGUCUAGCCGCGAUUUUUUUGCUGCCCAGAAUUCUGCCUCUUCCAAAGCAAAAUUUGCAAAAUUCCAAGACUGAAGUCGAUUAUCGAUACGUUCCGUCGAACGGACACGCGCAAAAAAGCGAGUGAUUGUUAAAGACAGAGAAAGGUAAAAAAAAGAAGAGAAAAAAAGGAAAAAAUUAACUUUCCUUAUUCAAACGUCUCGUGAUCUUUUAUUUAUCAUGACACGAGAGUUUGCAUAGAUAUUUUUAAAAAAAUAUUUUUUGAUAAUAAAAAUGAAACAUGAUAUUUAUUGUUACACCGUCAUCGUUAUACAGAUUAUAGAUAAGCAUUUAUGUAGUGUUCUUUAUAAGCGAUUUUACGAGAGCCUCACUGUAGUUCGACUAGAAUCCUGGAAUUUUAGAAUUACCUCAAUGCAAAAACAUGUUUAACUCUUAUUUCAACAAAUUAAAAUCGAAACAGAUGAUUAUAUUUGAAAUUAAUAAAAGGUAAGUACCUAAAUUGCUAUAAAUUUGAACGAAACUUUUUGAAAAAUCAAAUUGGAAUUUAAUUUUUUGAAAUAAUCAAAGUUAAUUGACAGGUCAAAUUUUUAUAGUGCUUCUACUCGAUUCUAUUGAUGAAAAAAGAGGUUUCAAUGAAAGAAAAAAUAAUCACAAGAGGCCAAUUUCCUUCUCAAGAGAAUUGAAAAGUGAUUUAACAAAAUUGAGGAUUGAGAUUACGAUCCAAACUUAGCUGAAAAAUUAAUUUCAGGCAGAUGUUUCUAGAAUUAAAUAAUUGAAUUUUUUUAAAAAUAUUUCGCACUGAAAGCGAGUUUGGAUUGAAAUCUUGAAUAUUUGUAAAAAUCAAGCGACAAUACGUAGAGCCUCGAGCUACAGUUUUCCAGAAUUUAAUCAAUGUUAACGUUUUUUCAACUUUAAUGUAAUUUCAAAUUCCAAGUUGUACUUCUUAUGUCUUAUUUAUUUAUUAUAUUUAUGCUUCUCAGCGACAGAUUAGUAAUAAUUCUGAAAGCGACUUCUUGACAGUAUUUAUAACUUUAUGUUUUAUUUCUUUAAUGAAAGCAUCAGGGUUUUUAUAAAUAUAAAAUAUAAUAAUUUUUUAUUGAGGGUUUGAGUUUGUGAAAAUACCCAAGUGUUGAAAUUGUUGUUGAGACUUUUGUACCCGACAUCGUUGUCUAAUUAAUAGAGUGUAAAUUCCAU
Molecule: messenger RNA, 2610 nt
Organism: Belonocnema kinseyi
Lineage: Eukaryota; Metazoa; Arthropoda; Insecta; Hymenoptera; Cynipidae
Product: lysophospholipid acyltransferase 2
Exons: 11
Coding region: 41-1543 (500 amino acids)
Biological process (GO): lipid modification
Cellular component (GO): membrane
Molecular function (GO): acyltransferase activity
Source: RefSeq, a predicted model, not a curated record